Didymodactylos carnosus is the source of this 516-nucleotide messenger RNA. Lineage: Eukaryota; Metazoa; Rotifera; Eurotatoria; Philodinida; Philodinidae. The record is from the annotation of a GenBank genome assembly.
AUGGACAUAAUUGAUUUUGAAGUACUCGAUAUGUAUGAGCAAGAAUAUAUUCGUGUACAAGAAUUAUAUCAAAAACGAAAGCCAAUUGUUGAUAUUUAUGAAACUUGGAAUAAAUUUUGGACGAAAUAUGUCACAUUUGAUUCAUCGUAUAAAUUUGACAAUAUACCUGAUCGAUUAGAAUGGUCUAAAUUAGAUUGUGUUGAUCAAAAGUCAAUAGUUCGUGUUGGUCAUUCAGCUUGUUUUGUAUUAAACGCCAUUUUAACGUCGGCGAGUGAUGAUCACUAUGAGGGUGAUUGUAUUUACAUAUUAGGCGGAGUAAAUCCCUCGCAAUAUUUCCCUGAUAUUCAUUCACUCACAUUAUCAUCAUUAAAAUGGACUAAAAUAAUUGAUAAUGAAGAAACACUGUGUAAAUACGAACGUUCAACCGUUUAUAAUCAAUCAAAAAAUUCGAUCAUUUAUUUUGAUGGUGCUAAUACUGAGAAAAAAUAUUACAAAAUCUUCGCUUGGGGUUUAUAG